This is a messenger RNA of Salmo salar (Atlantic salmon), 4190 nucleotides long. RefSeq names its product cyclin dependent kinase 18 (gene cdk18). Gene Ontology annotation, cellular component: cytoplasm; nucleus. NCBI's taxonomy places the organism in Eukaryota, Metazoa, Chordata, Actinopteri, Salmoniformes, Salmonidae. Gene Ontology annotation, biological process: protein phosphorylation. The record is from RefSeq and is a predicted model, not a curated record. Gene Ontology annotation, molecular function: ATP binding; cyclin-dependent protein serine/threonine kinase activity.
CGUUCCCUCUUUUCUGCUAAUCUCGAGUUAGCUUCUGUUUUUUUCUGUUUAUUCUUUUUCAGGCAGCAGAACAUUGCAUGCAGGCAGGCGGUCGGAGCGGCUGAGUCCUGCGCUAUCAGAGGGGAAGACUGGAGUGGUUGUCUCUCGCUACUACGCUCUAUUUCUCUCUCUAUUUCUCUCUCUUGCCUGUGUUCUGCCUGCUACCAUCAGAAUAACAUUCCUGCAGCUCUGGAUUAUCUGCCUAAAACACAGAAUUACACGUUUACACACACACCUGGGAAAUCUCUGGAUACCGUAAACAGAAGGAGAGAGGCUUCUGUUUCCCUUCGUGGGCGACCUCUUCUCCACACGCCAUGAACAAGAUGAAGAACUUUAAGAGACGUUUCUCUCUGUCUGUCCCUCGCAUCGAGGAAAACGAGUUCACUGAGCAAAUCAACCAGCUCAACAUCCAACACACUCAGGCACUGACUCCAGACAGCCUGACCCUGCCGUCACUGCACCCUGAGGCCAGUCCCAGUCCAGUGAGCACUGAGCCAGCCACACCCGGAGCACAGUCCCCCUCCCAGCUCCAGUACCGCAGCAAAGCACCACACCGACGCUUCUCUAUGGAAGACGUGAGUAAGCGUAUGUCUCUGCCCAUGGACAUCCGCCUUCCUCCGGAGUUCCUCAAGAAGCUGCAGAUGGAGAGAGAGAUGGACAGUGAGAACAACUCUCCUCCCUGCAAACCCCUCAGCCGCAUGUCCCGACGGGCUUCACUGUCUGACAUUGGCUUUGGAAAGCUGGAGACGUACGUGAAAUUGGGCAAACUUGGAGAGGGAACGUAUGCCACCGUUUUUAAGGGUCGGAGCAAACUGACAGAGAACCUGGUGGCGCUGAAAGAGAUUAGGCUCGAGCACGAGGAGGGAGCGCCCUGUACAGCUAUCAGAGAAGUGUCUCUACUGAAGAACCUCAAACACGCCAACAUUGUCACACUGCAUGACAUCAUACACACAGAACGCUCCCUCACUCUUGUCUUUGAGUACCUGGACAGUGAUCUGAAACAGUACCUGGACAACUGUGGAAACCUGAUGAGCAUGAACAACGUCAAGAUCUUUAUGUUCCAGUUGUUACGUGGUCUGUCCUACUGCCAUAAGAGGAAGAUCCUUCACAGAGACCUCAAACCUCAGAACCUGCUCAUCAACGACAAGGGAGAGCUCAAACUAGCUGACUUUGGUCUGGCACGGGCCAAGUCUGUCCCCACUAAGACCUACUCCAACGAGGUGGUGACUCUAUGGUACCGCCCCCCUGAAGUACUUCUGGGUACCACAGAGUACUCUACACCCAUCGACAUGUGGGGCGUGGGCUGUAUUCUAUUUGAGAUGGCGACAGGUCGUCCCAUGUUCCCCGGCUCCUCAGUGAAAGAGGAGCUGCACUUAGUCUUCAGAAUCAUUGGUACCCCAAAAGAGGACAGCUGGCCAGGUAUCUCCAAUAAUGAUGAGUUCAGAUCCUACAUGUUCCCCGAGUACAGACCUCAGCCACUCAUCAACCACGUCCCUAGGCUGGAUACUGAGGGGAUUAACAUGCUAACUGCUUUACUCCUGUAUGACACUAGGACCAGAGUCUCAGCUGAAGCAUCUCUUAGACACCCCUACUUCCUCAGCCUGGGAGAGAACAUCCACAGCCUUGCAGACACCUCCUCUGUGUUUUCUCUCAGAGAAAUUAAACUGCAGAAAGACCCAGGCCACCGCAGCUCAGUGUUCCAGCCUCCAGGUCGGGGGAAGAACAGAAGGCAGAGCAUAUUCUAAAGGACGACCAACCGGUGGAGUGCAGACAGGGCGAGAGAAACCCUCAAGGAGGAAUCGGCUUUGAAGACAAACACACUCCAAUCCCUCAUACAAACAGAAAUACAAAUGCAAACACAAACAUCCAGGUCACAUCAGAGUCUAACCUCAAAGGUCUUUCCUGGUUAAAUAAAGGUUCAAGUUAAAUUUACACAAACAUCUAACCCUCUCCCUCCCCACAACGGAGGAUGGAUAAAGACAGGGUUUCUGAGAAUAAACUAGCACUGCACCUUAAACGUCUUGGAGCCGAGGUCUCUCUAUAUGAGCAUUCAACUGUCAGGAUUCUAGGACUGACCAGGAAGUAUCUCCCAUUCUCCUACCCAAUCCCCUUCCUACUCAGCCCCCUGCAGACACCCAAGCUAACCAAUCACUCUGCAUGUUUCAAUGAUCUUCACUUCUCCCUUUCCCUUCCUCCUCUCCUUCUGUUCAUGUCCCCUUGAAAUAAAAUAACACAGAGUUAGCACCUUGCAACACAACCACCAUCUGAGACCAAAACUCUAAAUCCAAACUAAAUCUGAAUGGUUGGGGAAGAGUCCAUUUACGGAAAACCUGCCUCUACAUAACCACCCCUUGAUUUCACCUAGUGGGGAUUUCAUUCAAAUCAGUAUUACAGUUUUUUAAAUGGCCUUAGUAAAAUGUGCUUGAGAUUUCUUUCUUCAAAAUAUGAUAUAAAGAAACCUAUGGGCAUUUGCUUUGCAUUAGUGAAUAACACACGUUUAGUGUUCGUAUCACUGAGUCUCCUAUUUGCACAAACCUGAAAUCACCUCUGAAGAGUGUUCCUGGACUGGCUCUAGAUUAAGAUGAAGAAGGAUUAGACAAAGACCAUUCCAUAAUGAACCCGGAAUUGCAAAUGGAAACCGACUAUUCCAAUUGGUUUAUUCCCUUCCAUUCACUGGAGAACAAAUUCUGAUCUCCCCCACUUUUCUCUGAAGUGUGCAGUUGUUUCUUCCCCCUGUGAAAUGGGCUUGGGAAUUCCAAUUGGCUCCCAGAGCAGAUAUAGAAUACUUCCUGAAUAAUCUGAACGUCACUGUCUAAUCUGUCUCCAUCUCAUGCUUGGACCGAGCCUCUCUUCUAACAUAGUCUCCCCCUACCUCUCGCCUAACCUCCUCUCACCUACCUCUCUCCUAACCUAGGGUGCAUCUAGUCUUGAGGGGGUUCAUCUUCUCCUCUCAUUCAUCUAAACUGUUAUAAAAAAGACAGGGUCACUGAAAAGCAAUUUGGGGUAAGCCUACUAGGAUUCAAUCUGUUUACACCUCUGUGUGUCCAGCACAUUUACAUCUGAUGAAAGAAAGGGAACAAGGAGAGGGAGCCACUAUAGACUACUCAGAUGCAGUUCUCUCUACCCCACACUGGAGACAACGCCAAUAAUCUUAUAGAACUAACUUUCCUUGUCUCCUUUACUUCCUCACCACCUAACUGAAAAAACUGACAGGUAACAGCAAUAUGGUGGACACUUAUCCAGUCCUAUCAGUGACCAUGAAGGAAAUAAGGUAAGGAAGGGAAGCCAAAAGCAUUGGGACCCACUGGGAGAGAUGGCGAUCUGUGUAUUACACUUUAAAACUUCCCAUCUGUUUAUUUUAGCAACCUCUGGGGCAGAAGUAUUAGCCUACUGUAUAUGUUUUGCUGUGGUAAAUUAAGAUAUUUUAAAUACUGUACUGUAAUGAAAAUAAAUUAUAUAUAUAUAUAUACCUUAAAGGCCCAGUGCAUUCAAAAAUGUGAUAUUCCUGUGUUUUAUGUAUAUUUCCACACUAUGAGGUUUGACUAAUAUUGUGAAAUUGUGAAAAUGAUAAUGCCCUUUUAGUGUAAGAGCUGUUUGAAAAUACCACCUGUUUACUGCCAGGCGGUAAAUUAGUUAAUAGUCAAAUAAGAAAGAGAGUUCCAAACCUCUCUGGCAAUAACAGCUAGUUUUCAGUUUUCCCCUCACUCAGACCACUCCCAUACAGUCUUAGCUUCUUAGCAAAGAGCAAUUUCUAAUUUUGCUAUCUGGUUAUUUAGAUAUUAGUUUAUUUUUGACAACUUUAAUUGACAGCAAUCACAGUAAGGUACUUAAUUGUAACACAGAAAUGAUUUGAUGUCGUGAUAAAAACAUCUGCAUUGGACCUUUAAGAGAUGUUUUUUUUCUCAGUGAAUUUUAUGCCAGAUGAUACAAGUGAUGACUGUAUUAAAUUACUGUAGAUGAUGUCUAAAUGUUUUAUAAAAGAUAAAGUAUAUUUAGAUUUUGUAUAAAAUGUGAUAUUCAAUAUUUUGUGUGAUUUAUCUACAGCACUAUUAUUAAAACCAGAAACUGAAUGUAUUGUGACUGCCAAGAAGCCAAAAGUGAUCAAAUAAUAAAUAACUGAUAAAUUAAUAAAUGAUAUUUCUGUAGCACAA